Messenger RNA from Prorocentrum cordatum, 1050 nucleotides. Lineage: Eukaryota; Dinophyceae; Prorocentrales; Prorocentraceae. The record is from the annotation of a GenBank genome assembly.
AUGCGGGCCGCGGCGGAGGGGAUGUUCGACCUGGGGUACACGUACGCAGCGUUCCUCGCCGCGUGCAAGGACGCCUACCUGAUAGAAUUGGACUGGCAGAGGCUGAUGAUCGUCACCUGCAUCCCUCCCGGGAUCCUGGGCCUGGCCGCGGCCGCGUUCCUGCCCGAGUCGCCGGUGUGGCUCGCCAGCAGGGGCGACCACGUGGAGGCGGUGCGGAUCUUCGACGGCUUCCGGCGGCUUAAUGGCAGGCCUCCCAAGCUCAUCGAGCUUGAGGUGCAGGACCCUGGACAGGCGCAAGUGGAUCAGCCAGGAUUCGUCGGAGCGUUGGGCAUUGUAUUCGGACCACGCUAUCGGCUGACAACGUGUGUCCUGGCCUACGUCGCGUUCGUGCUCAACAUCUUCUACUACGGUGGCAUGUACGCUCAGCCGCAGGUGAUGACACAGGGAAACGGUCUCGCACCGGGCUGGGAGAUCGUCCUCGGCGGCCCUUUCGACCUCAUCGGCAUCACCGUGGCCACGAUGCUUGCCCAGGCGGCGCCCCGCAAGACGGUGCUGAUGUUCUCGAUCGCGGCGGCGGCCGGCUCCAUCAGCUGCUUCGGCUACGCAGGAUCCCUCCCGAUACGAACGCCUCUACUCGAGGUGAUGUACCAGGUCGGCCUCUUCGGCUUCUACUGGGUGCCAGCCGUGGGCUUCAUCGUCUUCGGGCAGCUGGCCGUGGAAAGCUAUCCGACCCUAGUUGCCGCCACAGGCGGCAGCGUGGCCUUCAGCACCGGCCGCUUUGGAGCGAUGACCGCCCCCCUGCUGUUCGAGCGUGUGCGCGACGUCAGCGGGCAGUGGCAGCUGUUCACCUACCUCACCUCGGCGCUGUGCGCCAUGGGCAUCGUCCUCCUGUGCUGGGAGGCCUGGACGAUCGAGCCGACCAAGGGCGACCCGGCCGAGGUGGCGCCCCCCCUCCGGCGGGUGCCCCUCGCGGACGCCGAGCACGGCAAGCGCCUCCCGCAGAAGGUGCCGAGCUCGCCCUCGCUGGCCCCGCUCGCGGGCGCCCCGUGA